AUGACUUAUGUAGACCUAUGUUGUGAACACAAUGACACGACGUUACGGGUGACCAAACCAACCCAGACCAACCCAGACCAACCUGCACCAGCCUGCACCAGCCUGCACCAGCCUGCACCAGCCUGCACCAGCCUGCACCAGCCUGCACCAGCCUGCACCAACCUGCACCAGCCUGCACCAGCCUGCACCAGCCUGCACCAGCCUGCACCAGCCUGCACCAGCCUGCACCAGCCUGCACCAGCCUGCACCAGCCUGCACCAGCCUGCACCAGCCUGCACCAGCCUGCACCAGCCUGCACCAGCCUGCACCAGCCUGCACCAGCCUGCACCAGCCUGCACCAGCCUGCACCAGCCUGCACCAGCCUGCACCAGCCUGCACCAGCCUGCACCAGCCUGCACCAGCCUGCACCAGCCUGCACCAGCCUGCACCAGCCUGCACCAGCCUGCACCAGCCUGCACCAGCCUGCACCAGCCUGCACCAGCCUGCACCAGCCUGCACCAGCCUACACCAGCCUACACCAGCCUACACCAGCCUACACCAGUUACUAUAGAGGAUAGUGCUUAA
Molecule: messenger RNA, 564 nt
Organism: Physella acuta
Lineage: Eukaryota; Metazoa; Mollusca; Gastropoda; Physidae
Product: skin secretory protein xP2-like
Source: RefSeq, a predicted model, not a curated record